GCUGCGGCGCUUUACGUCCCCUUACGUCGCGUUGCGUCGGUGCCGCGCGGGAGGGAGCGGGCCAAGAUGGCGGCGGGGCCCAUCUCGGAGCGGAACCAGGAUGCGACUGUGUACGUGGGGGGUUUGGACGAGAAGGUCAGCGAGCCGCUGCUGUGGGAGCUCUUCCUCCAGGCGGGCCCCGUGGUCAACACCCAUAUGCCCAAGGAUCGAGUCACAGGCCAGCAUCAGGGCUAUGGGUUCGUGGAGUUCCUCAGCGAGGAGGACGCAGAUUACGCCAUUAAAAUCAUGAACAUGAUCAAAUUGUAUGGGAAGCCGAUCCGAGUGAACAAAGCCUCGGCUCACAACAAGAACCUGGAUGUGGGGGCCAACAUCUUCAUAGGCAACCUGGACCCCGAAAUCGAUGAGAAGCUGCUGUACGACACCUUCAGCGCCUUUGGGGUCAUCUUACAGACACCCAAAAUCAUGCGGGAUCCAGACACGGGCAAUUCCAAGGGUUAUGCCUUCAUCAACUUCGCCAGCUUUGAUGCUUCUGACGCUGCUAUCGAGGCCAUGAAUGGACAAUACCUCUGCAACAGGCCCAUCACUGUCUCCUACGCCUUCAAGAAGGAUUCCAAAGGCGAGCGGCACGGCUCAGCUGCUGAGAGGCUCCUGGCCGCUCAGAAUCCACUCUCCCAGGCAGAUCGGCCCCACCAGCUGUUUGCCGAUGCUCCUCCUCCUCCAUCUGUCCCCACCCCUGUGGUCACUGCUCUGGGACCUGGCGUCACCCCUCCAGGCCUCCCACCCCCAGGAUCAUUUCCCCCGCCGGUGCCGCCUCCUGGAGCAAUGCCUCCUGGCAUGCCUCCUGCCAUGCCGCCCCCACCGAUGCCACCUGGAGCCGGUGCCCCCGGCCCCCCCACUGGGGCUGCACCCACCGGAGGGCACCCGCCUCACCCACACGCCUUCCCACCAGGAGGAAUGCACCACCCAGGAAUGCCUCCCAUGCAGGUGCACCACGGCC
This is a messenger RNA of Lagopus leucura (white-tailed ptarmigan), 997 nucleotides long. RefSeq names its product splicing factor 3b subunit 4 (gene SF3B4). The transcript has 5 exons. The annotation marks the transcript as partial. Gene Ontology annotation, molecular function: RNA binding. Lineage: Eukaryota; Metazoa; Chordata; Aves; Galliformes; Phasianidae. Gene Ontology annotation, cellular component: nucleolus; U12-type spliceosomal complex. The record is from RefSeq and is a predicted model, not a curated record. Gene Ontology annotation, biological process: positive regulation of mRNA splicing, via spliceosome.